UCUGUCUAAAGGACAUAAUUGAAGUGAUUUCAAUAAUGGACAAGUUGGAAAGUGCGCACGAAGGGCAGCAUGUCUUUCUAACGAAAGACAUCCAAAUUGUAAUAUUGAAAAGGAAUGAUUAGAUGAACAUGGAAGCCGAUUCUCCACCUGUGGAACCAGAGUUAUCCAUCGUAAUUACCGAGGAAACUGCUACCGCCGGUGAAAAGGAUGGUGUCACCAAGCCCGUAGAAGAAUGUCAAGAAGAAACCGAAGCUGACAAUACCAUACACGGUUUCAACACAUCCAAUAUAACUGUUAUCGAAAAAGUAACAGAAGUCUGCCCUGAAACCGUCAAAAAAAUUCCGCAAUGUGAAGGUAGUGAUAGUGGUGUAGAGGUAGUGGAAAAUUUAGAACCUUGUUUGUUCCAACGUAAUCUUAGUUCCAAUAGUGGUACCUCCCAAGAUUUUGACAAUCUCAAUUGUGCACAAUCCUGUGAUUCCUCGAUAAUAAGUUGUUGUUCGAACUACGACGAAGCUUACAAUCUGCUAGUACGAAAAAAUUCGAAUCUUCUCGAAGAUUAUAGAAGGCACGAAGAUGUUACGAGUGAAAACGGCAGUGAAAGUUCUUCCAUUAGCGGUUCCAACUUCAGGGCAAAUAGGCGGACCUCUCUGAAUAGCACAAAAAAAAAAGUUUCAAUACCAGAUUCAAAAACGAAACCUCCCACAAAAGAUAGAUCUCGAUCUAAACCUCCUGUGAAUCCCAAGAAUCCGAACGGCAUAGUUAGAUUAAAAUCUAUCGACAGGUUACAAACCAAACCAACCCAGAGUACAAAAUCCAACUGCCAAAGAGGUAAAACAACUCCUACGAAUUUAGAUUUGCUCAGUUGUCCCAAAAAAGAAACGAUAAGGCCUUCAUCGGCUACCACACGCACCCCUUCCAAUUCUCGCACCCCUUCGACUACCCCGACAGAUGAUGGUAGGUGGCCUUCUGUGAACAGCAAACCAGCACCUCUCAUGUCAAGGUCUUUAAAGGGCCAGCUUGACUCCCCCAAACAAAAGAUAUCUCAAUUAGAUGCUAAAACUAUAGAAAAAUAUGCAACACUUCCUAGGCAAAAGAAAGAGAAAAAAUCUGAAAAUGUCAAAGAUGUGAAAAAGAACUCUAGCAGAGAAAACACUUUGCACCGUAUGGCCUUAAAUAAAAAAAGCUCAAGAGACAAUACUCCAUCCAAAAUGACCAAUUCCAUAUUUCUAUCUAAGAAUAAGCAAAAGAUAAAAAUAUACCACGAAUGUUGCAUUCAAACAGCUCUAACUAUGACGGAUGUUGAGAAUGCUUUAUCGGGAGUAAUGAUCAACCCCAAGAGUCCGAAAGACUCCGAAAAAUGUGAUAGAGAUGUUCAAGCAGAUCUGAUGACCAGGGAAAUGGAGAACCUUCAAGAGAAGUUGAGCCAACUAAAUGAAAAAUACGAAUCUCUACAAAACGAACAUAAACUACAGACUGAAAAACUCAACGAGACUGAAUUAAAAUUAAGAGACGAAAUUAUCCAGAAGGAAGGUUUACAACAAGAACUCCAAAUUAACUCGCAGAGAGUAUUGGCCAUUCUGGGAGGAGAUGGAGAAGUAAAUUUAGGGUCAGAUAACAAUUCCAGCGAUAGUCUAUUGGUAUUAGAAACUCGAUUUCAAAAUGUUGGACAAGUUGUUAUCAAACAGGAAGAAGAAAUUUCGAAAUUGAAUACACUCUGUAGAGCCCUUCAGAUGGAAUUGGAGAGAAGCAUGGCCUCGCAAAGAAUAUUACUGCAGCAGCACAAAGAUCUGGAAAUGGAAAGUAUGGAGUUGCAAGAGUUCAUGCAGGCCGAAAAAAUGACAUUACACGAUGCCCUGAAGGAGUCUGAAGCUGAGCUAAAAAGGCAACAACUUGUAAUUCAGCAGAAAGAUAAAGAUAUAGCAGAGAAGCAAGAUGAAUAUAGACAUAUGGUAAGAUUGAAUGAACAGAAGAGGCAAGAAAACUUGAAUUUGAAGGCACAUUUAGCCCUGUUGGAAUCGAAAAGUAGGGAUCUCCUAGUUCACCAAGGUAGCGCUGUAUCUGGAGCAGCGGUUGCUUUAUCAUCUCUUAUUGCAAGGUUGGAUGGUCUUGUAGAUGAAUUAGUUGUAGCAUACAAUAUUUCGGAUCAAGAAUUAGAGGACGUUAUUUUCCAUAAUGAAGCUUACAAGAAUAGCAGUAGUAGUCCAGAAUCAACACCCGAGAAGUCUAGAAAAUUGUUCAUAGAUAAAUCUCCAUCACCUGCUAAAGGCUCCUCUUUUGUGUCAGCUGUUAUAAAUGCCAUAAAAAGUGCGGCGCAAUCGCCGUUUGCCAUCAGAGAUGUCAGCAAAGAUACAUUAUCUACCGACCAUUCAAGUUCGAACGAAAUGCUCGACUCAGAAACCGAACCCUGCCUCAUGAUGGAACACGUAUUAGAAGACGUUGUUAUACCCGACGGCCAUUCCCAAAAUCUAGUGUCUUCUGGUCAUGGAAGUAUGAUGAGUUCUCGUUUGACACACAGUGAAAGCCUCACAGACCUAUCCAAUGCUAUUUACAAUAGACAAAUGUCAGAACCCACUAGCGUGAGUUUAUAUGGCAGUAUGACUACUUCCUUUACAUGUGAUUUGGCGUCGUUAAGUGAAAUGUUUCCAUCUGUCUCUCUCGUGGAUCAAGUCAUCGACGUCGAUAACCUGAUAACAAGACUAUUGAAAGUUAUUAGAAUAAUUCAACUCGAGAACGAAGACUGCAUGAAUGAGUUACAGGAACACAAGGACACCUUAUCCGAACAAGUCGAUAAGCAAAAGGAAACCAACAAGGUUGUGGUUAAACAGUUGAAAGAUUGGGAAAUACUCGGGGCAAGACUGAAAACAGAAGUAAAGGAUCUUUUGGCUCAAGUGAGCAAGAAAAAUGCCGAAAUGGACAGUCUCAAAACUGAGUUGAACAAGCAGAGGGAGGAGGUCGAGAAAUUGAAUCAGGACGUUUGUGAACUGUCCACUGCAUUGUCCAAAGCAGAGUUAGAUAAUAAAAUGAAAGAGGAAUCUGUUGCGGAAGAAAUGAAAAAGUGGGAAAAAACUGGAGAACUUCCAUCGCCCGAUAUUUUGGGUAGACUUGUAUCAGCCAAUAAUGAGAUACCAAUUCUAAAAGAGAAGUUAUCUGAAAAGGAGAAACAUCUUAAGGAAUUGACUCAGGAAUUUUUGACCAGCCGACAGGUUCUGUCAGAAAGCUUGAAGGAGGCCCUCAAUGAAUCGAAGAAACAAUAUGAUGCAAUUGAUUGUGCAUUAGAGGUACUGCAGAGCAUUCAACCUGUAGUUCAACAGUGUGCGUCUCUCGGAAAACUGCAGAGGGAUUUAGAAGAAAUUAGCUUUCAGAGUGCAUCGUCAGUACCUUUGGUACCUUCGGAUUUUAAUGCUAAUGCAGCCUUGUUGCAGGCUGUGGCUGGCUUAGAAAUAACAUCCGCUAUUAAUUCAACUGCCUGAGUAUGGUACAUGAAAACGUUGUUUUUGAUAGGUUAAUGUUUGUAGUGUCACGCAGUUGUUUAAAAGGUUUGUGAAAAAUACAGGGUGAGCUAACUAUAAGCAACACCAUCCCCAACAGAGUUUUAAUCACCAUAAAACUGAAUGUUUACUUUAAUUUUCGUUUUUUAAGUAACAUAUUUCAUAUUUCAUUAUUUUCAUAUUUUAGCAAUUGAAUCAAAAUUAUGAAAAAAAUUGUUUAUACUUCUGUUAUUUGUUGAAUUGUUUUAUUUACACAUUUUUCUCAUAGAUUGUGAAUUAGGGUUGUGAAAAAUUGCCAUUCAAUUUGUAGCAUGUAUUUUAAGCGUUAUCUAAAUUUAACAUCUUGAUAAUCAUAAAAGGCUGAAUAAUGCCAUUUACUGCUUCCACGUCCAAAGGAACUAAGAAUAUUUCAUUUUGAUGGUAUUAUUUUAUACUGAGCAAUUUUAUAUUUAACAUUUUUUACAAUAAUCAUCAGUUCUACAGGUUAAAAUUUCAUUUUUUUGGAUAUUCAAUAAUGUAAACCGCACACUUAAAUUCCGCGAAAGGAAAAUUUGAAUGUAACAAUAUGAGUGGUGCAUUGACAAAAUUCGUAUUUUUCUGAAUGUAUUAUAUUGCCAUUAUUGUAAAUAAAUUUAUUUAUUAAGUA
Molecule: messenger RNA, 4134 nt
Organism: Leptinotarsa decemlineata (Colorado potato beetle)
Lineage: Eukaryota; Metazoa; Arthropoda; Insecta; Coleoptera; Chrysomelidae
Gene: corn
Product: microtubule-binding protein cornetto
Source: RefSeq, a predicted model, not a curated record